GAAGUCGCAUACACUACGAAACGAAAAGUAGUGAAAAGCUUUAAACGUUAUAUUUUCAAUAGUCUAUUGUUUUCAUUCGAAUGAAAAAACAUUUCAGUAAAAUAGUACCAUUAAAAUUUGUUAAAUAAAUAAAUGAUUUAAAUGAGAUUAUAAUUAAGAUCGUAGAAAUUACUAAUAAGAUUAUAUUAAUUCGAAAAGAAACUAAUCAGGUUGACCAUUUUUUUCAUACUGAAGUUAGGUAUAAACUUGUGAUUGUUCAAUUUCGAGAAAAUGCUUUCGAGUUAAUCGUGAACGCAUGUACUUUCACGUAUUAUAGUUUCUUUUGGCUAAAGCAAAAUAUGAUAUUGUCAAAAUCACGACCUAUGAUUUAAUUUGGGAAAAUUGGUAAACAUCUGAUGUUAUUUAAUAUUAUAAUUUAGUAAAAUAACUAUUGUAACGUGAAAGAAGGAAUACAGUCGCAUAAAUAUGUCAAAAGAAGAAUAUGUUCAUGGAAAUGGAGAGGUAGUUAAUUAUACUUUAGAUAGCGAGGAAUCACCUGCGAAACAAAAAUUAAGGGGAUGGCUGAAUCGACAUUUGCGAAUUAAAAUGACAGAUGGUAGAGUAUUAACAGGUGCAUUUCUCUGCACCGAUCGAGAUGCUAAUGUAAUUUUGGGAUCAUGUAUAGAAUUUUUAUCUGAAGAUCACACAGAAGCAAGAGCUCUUGGAUUAGUAAUGGUACCUGGUCGACACAUUGUGACAAUUCACUUAGAUGUUUGAAUAAUUCUUUUUAAAAUAUCAUGUAAAUAAUGCGUUAUUAUCAUUAUUACAAUAAUACAGUAAAAUCAUACCCCAUUAUUUCUCUAUCUUCCACAUUAUAGACAUCUUACGCUUUUUCCAAUUAUACAAUAAUAUAAUUUUAUAAUUUUCAUCUUCAUAGGAAUAUUCCUCCGACAAGUUAUUUAUAUUUUUCAAGAUUCCUUAGUAUUUAUUAUACAUUCUUGUUGUAUAUAAAAAUAUUCUUUUUCUAAUUCUUGAUUAUUAUAUAUCUCUUUCUCUACAUUUUUAAUUGCAUCAUGUAUUCUUUGACUGAGGGUAGAACAUAAGCUGUUCAUUCCAUAUGUGUAACAUAUGUCGGUAGUUGAAUCAGCCAUUUUACGUACAAGCUCCAUAAAACUAAUAAGUUGCUAAAAGAUAAAACAAUUAAAAGAACUUAUAAAAUAUGAUCAUAAUUAAGUGCAAAGUAUUUAUUAAAUAAAUUUAAACAUCUUA
Molecule: messenger RNA, 1248 nt
Organism: Vespa velutina
Lineage: Eukaryota; Metazoa; Arthropoda; Insecta; Hymenoptera; Vespidae
Gene: Sbat
Product: N-alpha-acetyltransferase 38, NatC auxiliary subunit
Exons: 2
Coding region: 466-756 (96 amino acids)
Cellular component (GO): NatC complex
Molecular function (GO): RNA binding
Source: RefSeq, a predicted model, not a curated record